Dermacentor silvarum is the source of this 836-nucleotide messenger RNA. It is a transcript of the gene ATPsynO, whose product is annotated as ATP synthase subunit O, mitochondrial. The record is from RefSeq and is a predicted model, not a curated record. Bases 66 to 701 code for a protein of 211 amino acids. NCBI's taxonomy places the organism in Eukaryota, Metazoa, Arthropoda, Arachnida, Ixodida, Ixodidae. Gene Ontology annotation, biological process: proton motive force-driven mitochondrial ATP synthesis. The transcript is spliced from 8 exons. Gene Ontology annotation, molecular function: proton-transporting ATP synthase activity, rotational mechanism.
ACAUUGCUGUCAUUUCACCGCUGCAUCAUCAUCAUCAUGCUGCUGCCACCGCAUUGACCUUCGACAUGGCGGGUUGUGGUCGUGUGCUGACUUUGACUCGCCAUUUCUCUACGACCGGCGCGGUCAACGCCGGUCUCGUCAAGCCUCCUUUAGCAGUGUUCGGUAUUGAAGGCCGGUAUGCGAACGCACUGUACUCGGCGGCUUCCAAGGAAAAGAAGCUUGAUGCUGUUGAAAAGGAACUCGUCAAGUUCAAGGGCUUGAUGGAGCAAGACACCAAGCUUGCCCAGUUUCUUGAGAACCCACUUGUCAACAAGCUCGUCAAAAGAGAUGCCCUCCAGGAUGCCCUCAAGAAGUUGCAGUUCAGCAGUUUGACUGUGAACCUGAUUGGUGCCCUGGCUGAGAAUGGCCGGUCACGCUAUGUGAAGUCGGUGAUUGGUGCUUUUUCACGCAUCAUGGGUGCCGUGCGAGGGGAGGUACCAUGUGAGGUGGUCACUGCCAAGCCCUUGGAUGCUGCCAUGGAGAAGGAGCUUGAGUCAGCACUGAAGGCAUUCCUCAAAAAAGGAGAGGUGCUUGUGCUUACCAAGAAGGUGGACCCCAGCAUCAUGGGUGGAAUGCUUGUCAGCAUAGGUGACAAGUUUGUCGACAUGUCCAUUGCGACUAAGGUCAAUACUUACACUGGCCUCCUGAAGCAGGCAGUCUGAACUAUAGGUUUAGUUUUUGUCCACAUUUUGUGCCUGUUCGUUGAAAAGAAGUUCCAAGACAACGUGGAAGCUUCUACCUGAUGCUGUCGCUAACAGUGUUAAAAAGAGUAGGGUGAAUACAAAACUGGGAAUGAC